CACAUACAAGCAGUUCCUUGCUGCUGCACACAAGCAUCAUAAUAAUACUUGUCUACAGACGGCAAGAUGGCGACAGCAAACGGAGCUUCGAACAAGAAAAAAGAUUAUCGCUUGAGGCGCCAGAAAAGACAGCAGAUCCGACAGUUGAUCGAUGCUAUUGAAAGCAAUGACCUGAACAGUGUCUUCAAUCUCUGUAACUCCGUCCUUGAUAUAAACUUCCCUUAUCGUAGAAAAACCCCACUUGAGGUGGCCGUUGAACUGGGUCAUGUCCAGAUCUGUUGUGCACUUCUUCAGAAAGGAGCAGAUGUCAACCGCUGUAACCAGGGUCUUAACAACUUACUGAACAUAGCCUGUCAGAAAGGUUAUAUCAAAGUAGCUGAAGUGCUCAUCAUGAACUCUGCGGACAUAGACAGUCGAAAUGAGCAUGGUGCUACUCCUCUACAUUCGGCUGUCUUGAAUGGUUUUGUGGAGGUAGCUAGCAUGCUGCUCAACAAUGGUUGCGAUGUGGAUAUCCCAAAUGACCAGGUGGAAACACCAUUGAUGACAGCAGUUCGAACGAACAACCAUCAGAUGGUGGAUCUUUUGUUGAAUCACAACUGCCUUGUUGAUGCUCAUAAUUUCCAGAUGAUUACAGCACUGAUGAUAGCGACUGGCUGCGGAUAUCUUGAUAUUGUGGGUCGCCUUCUCAUUGGAGGAGCAGAUAUUAACCGAAGGGACCGCUAUGGCUGUACAGCUUUGUUUUAUGCUGUGUCUGAGGGUUACCGAGAUGUUGUAAAACUGUUAUUGUCAUCAGGUUCUGAUGCCGAUAUUAAGACCGUCAAGAAGCUCACAUGUUUGACUGAAGCCAUCAGAAAGAAUCAUAUAGACGUUGCAAUGUGUCUGCUAGAUUACGGAUGUAAUGUCAACAUGUGUGACCGCCAGGGAGCCAGUCCGAUCCUUGUAGCAAUCAGCCAAUUGACAGUUUAUUUUGGCCAACAAGAAAACCCUCGGUCAUUAGUGAACAGGUUCAUUGAACUGAAAUGUGAUGUUAAUCUUGCUGACAGCUCAGGAAUUCGGCCACUCUAUCAGAGUGCUAUGGGCGGAGAUUUUGAACUGUCCAAACUAUUACUGGAGAAUGGUGCUGACAUCAAUGCAGUUGAUGGUAAUGGUGACACGGUGCUACAUGCUGCAGCUUAUGGCAACAGUUUUGAUUUGGUGAAGCUUUUCAUUGAAUUAGGUUGUGAUAUUAACAAACAGAAUGAUAAAGGAGAAACAGUUCUGUGGCCAACAAUUUCUUCAUCAAAUUUUCAGAUAACAGAAUAUCUUGUGAAGCACGGAGCUGACAUAAACUUGCAGGAAAAGACAGAAAAGAUGACACCACUUCAUAUUGCUAUUGCUGCACAUAAUAUUAAAGCUGUUCGUUUCUUCAUUGAAUCAGGUUGUGAACUAAACAAGUGCAAUACCAAUGGCCAGACACCAUUGCUAUUAGCAUGUGAGAAAGGUGAUGAUGAAGUUGUUGAGAUGCUCCUUGCUCAGCCUCGGUGCAAAAGAAACUGUUCAUCAUCUAUUGCACCCCUCCACAUUGCUGUGGAAUACGGUCAUCUUGCCGUUGUGAAGAAGCUUGUUGAGGGUGGCUGGAACAUCAAUCAGAUGAAUAAUGUUGGACAAACUGCAGUUCAGCUUGCCUGCUCACUUGACUCUAUGAAUAUGGUGAAGCUACUUCUGAUGUAUGGAUGUGAUCUCAAUGCUCAUGCCAGUUUCCCAUUGUUAGUGCAUUUAGGAGCAGACGAUGAUGACAGCCCCUUUUUUGUGCAGGAACCCUUCUACUCAGCCACAGUCAACAAAAACAUUGAUAUGAUCAAACUGCUUAUUAAGUGCUACCAGAAUAUUCCUACUAAAACAGUGAAAACCAUCGAAAGUCUGAUUAGCACAUCUUCUGUCAUUUCUUCCCUCUUUACUAAAGAUAUGAAAAUCCAGAUAGCAGAACUGAUGCAGAAAGCGCACAAAUACCCCCGCUCACUAAUGGAGAUCUGCCGGGUUGUUAUACGGCACCAGCUGGGAGUGAAUCCUCGUGCUAAGCUGGAUACAAUUGAGAAGCUUGCACCCAGCCACAAAGAUUACAUUUGCAUGGUUGAAGAGCUGAAAAUAGACAGUCCUCAUAUUUACAAAACUGGCUGGUGAUAGAGUAUUGUAUGAUGUACCAGCUUUCUAAUUUUAAAAUGCCACACAGAAACUUCUACCCUCACUUUUACCCACCACCCAUUUUAAACCCCAUCCUCAUCCCUACCACCAGAUUUUACAAUGCCACUAAGAGACCACACCAAUUUUUAAAUGAGAUUAUAUAUAUAUAAAUUUGUAUAUGUGUAUGCACAUUGUGUGUGCAUGCACAUGUAUGUGUGUGUGUAUACAUAUAUAUAUAUAUAUA
This is a messenger RNA of Octopus sinensis (East Asian common octopus), 2404 nucleotides long. RefSeq names its product putative ankyrin repeat protein RF_0381. Gene Ontology annotation, molecular function: protein binding. Bases 67 to 2160 code for a protein of 697 amino acids. The record is from RefSeq and is a predicted model, not a curated record. NCBI's taxonomy places the organism in Eukaryota, Metazoa, Mollusca, Cephalopoda, Octopoda, Octopodidae. The transcript has 10 exons.